AACAUUACCAUCCUUAAAACUUCAAUUUUUGGCUUUCGGGUCAGUUUAAGUCCAAAAAUGUCACCUCUUUAUGGCUUUCUUCCCACUCCUUCAGCAAAUCUACCCAUUAAACAGACUUUUUUCACACCACCUCUCCACCUAUCAGACCUCCAGCCAUCUGACUUCAUGGCUGAGACCUCUGAGCUUUCUCAGGGUGUUAUGAGAGCUUUACCUUUCACAUUAUGCAUUAACAUGGCUGACUUCACUCCUGAAGCCUCAUUAGUUCACUGACCUUGGUGUUUUAACACUUAAUGUGAAAUAAAACCUGCCCCUUGACCUCGAACAACGCCAGGUCAGCUAUGAAUCAUGUCUGUAUGUUGCUGAAAAGUUUUGUAACCUGGGAUAUAGAAACUCACCUGAGCUGUUACAGCAGGGUCAGGUGAGUUUCUCCGUUCAGUUAAAUCAAGCUUUGACACGAGGCAGACGUCAAGCGGAACACUGAUAGAUAUCAACUGGUCCUGUGUGGGUGUCCUGAGAAAAAAUUGUAAGUUACACCUUUUUAUCCUUAUUUUUUUUUCUUUUUUGGUUAAAUUGAUUAAGAGUUUUCCUUUUUAGUUCUCCAAUCACUUCCAUUUUCCACAAAGUAAAGCAAGAAUUAUGUUUGAAAACUAAAACUGCAAAUUCAGCCACUUCUAUUAUCCAGAAAAUGAAACCCUUUUUCAUCUUCUUGCUUUUGGUUUCAUUUACUACAGCCUAUGAAAGCAGAAUUCAUGCUUUGUUGUCCACUGUGCACAGACAAGUCAGGUCAGCUGGAACUGCUUUAUUUUGGCUGUGGACCUCACAAUUUUACAGGUAAGUACAUUUAUUUGAAAAAGAAAAGGAAGAGAUUUUUGUAAAAGAGGAAGUAAGGAUGUUAAAUGCAUAGCUUUGAUUCCACUUGAUUGAUUUGAUGUUUCAUUGAGCUGCAGCUUUAAAUUUGACAUUUUAAGAUGCUAAACGAGCACUUUCAGGUCAGAUAUUGAAAUGAGUGCAGAUGGAGGAAAUGAGCGAUGCAGAUGACUAGUAUAACCUCACUAAUCUGAUUUGUUCAGUGUGGUUGACUCUCGAGCCGGUGUGGGAAAAUAUUUCUGGAAGACCUGAGGAGCCACACAGUCAGUCCCCUCAUUAAAAUUACGUCGUGUGCAAUUUCACACAUCCCACACUUCCAGGUUUUCCAGGCUGUGCUCUAGAGACAGCGAUGAAAGUUUAGUUUUAUCAACGACUCGCUCAUUUCAUCUCAGUCAUGCAUAGACUCACAACAACCGAUGAGACAUUACCUUUAUUACAAGUGAGUGGAGUGCAGAGAGGCUCAUCUGAGAUUUUUUAUGUUUUAUUUUUUUUGAACAAAUUUGUGAUUUUGAGGUUUUAAUCACUAAAUGAAAUGUAUUUUUUCAAUGACCACAGGACAAACUGGUCAACUUUGGACUGUUCAAAAGGAGUGUAAAAAUCACAAAAUGCUGCAUUUUUAUCUUUUUUUUUUUUUUUGUAAUAAAUAUAUUUCCUUUUAUCUCUUUGUGCUUUUUUAGCUUUCGUCUCAUAGUAUCAGUAACAGCAGAAAGAAGAAGUCGAACCUGUGGAGCUCCAUCCUCAAAAUGAUUCCUCACAUGGCUCUGUGCAAAUUCUGUAAGUAUCACUUUGUCUUCUAGUUCUACUUUAACACAGUAAAUGAACAGUUACAAAGCUGAUACCUAUGAAGCAGUUGAAUCAGGGAAUGAACAAACUUCUUAUGCAUAGUAUAAAAAUGUCAAAACCCGUGCCAGGGAAAAGAAAACUACAUGCACAAGGACAAGUUUUAUAAAAAAAAAAAAAAAAGAGAGGUACUUUUGUGUCAUGUGUAAAAAACAAGAACUUUUUUAACAAUGAGUCAACUUGGGAAGAUGCGGACAGUUUAAGCCAAGCAUGAGCUAAUCUUUUCACUUUCUGUUUUUGCUUCAUUUUCAUUGAGUUUUUGUGUGUGAGGAUCACUAUAGCUCUGUCCUAAACAGACAAACAGUUCCUUGUAAAUGUAAACCUACUUUGAACUUCCACUCUGACGCUGUGAUUUAUUACACAUUGGUCGGGUUUUCUACUUUAAUACAAACAGUGUAACUAAGACAUGCAGAAUGAAAAUAAGUUUCUUGCUCAUUACAGACUGCACAGGAAAAGUCAGUUUCCUGUUAGACUGAGGAUCCUGCUCAGUGUGAAAUCCCAAACUGACUCAUCUGACUAACUGUGCUCAUAUAAAACAAUGAAGUUCCUCAAACUUUCCAAUGAAUCAUCAUCUUGUAUUUUUUCUGUUUUUUCCUUCAGUCCCUGUUUUUUGUUUUUUGUUUUUGUUUUGUUUUUUGUUUUUUAAAUAAUGAAUCCAAAAAGGUUAAAUCAUCAUCAAUGGAUGGAUAGAUGAAUGGCUGAAUGUGUAGUUGGUUGGAUGAGGAGAUGGUUGAGGGGUUGGAUUAUAGAUGGAUGAAUAAAAUGAUCUAUACAUAGUUGGAUAAAUUGACUGAAGGUUGGUGAAUAAAUGAACAGAAUUUUGGAUUAUGAAUUAUAGAUUAUAGAUAGUUUGAAGCAUAGUUGCAUUGAUGACUGGAUUAAUGAAUGAAUGGAUGAAUAAACGGUAUGAUGAGUCGAUGGAUAGAUAAAAAGAUGUUUAAAAAGAUGGAGCAAUUGAAGGGAUGAAUGGAUCAAUAAAGAAAUGGAUUGAUGAUGAUUAAUAAAGUUCUUUUUCUUCUUCUUCUUGUGAAUGGAUAAAAUUAUUGAUGUCUAUAGCUUGAAGGAUGAAAAUUAACAAAUGAAUGGAUGAAUGAAAAUUUGAGCCAAAACACUAAAUUUUGUGUUUUAGGGUAUGUAAAUGUCAAAGAAAAAGACCAUGAGACAGUUCUUGAAUACAUUUUCAAAUAUCUAUAUAAAAAUGAUUCUUUAAAGAUAGAUUUACGUGUUGAUAUCAGCGUCACAUAUUUCAUUUACUCAUGUUGCUGUCAUUGAUUAUUUAUGGGAUUGGGGAAAUUUCUUGCUGUAGCUGGUAAAGUUUGGAAAUAUGUCCUCACUUUUGCAUUUGCCUCCUAAUACUCUGAAUGUGUCAUGUCCCAGUUCCAUUAGUUUUAGUAGGGGUCGUGGUGUUUGCUGCGAGUGGAAUCUUUGGAGACCCCCUGUAUGAGUGCCUUCAAGACACCGACUACAGUGAACUGCUCAACAUCGUGGAGACAGGUCUCCCUGCUGCUAAGACCCCUCGUCAUGUAGCCAUCAUUGGGGGGGGCAUCGCUGGACUGACUGCUGCAAAGUUCUUAGAAGACGCCGGACACAAGGUGGAUAGAAAAACAACUAUGUAGACAUUAAUACGCUGAGUCUUGUGGAAACUGAUACUAAUAAGCCUGAAUGGUUAUCUGACAUGAUCUUCUGUGACCCUGAUGGAAAAGGUAACCAUAAUAGAAGCUAGUAACCGUGUGGGAGGACGAGUGGAGACCUUCAGGAACAGAAGAGAGGGUUGGUACGCAGAAGUUGGCGCCAUGAGGAUCCCCAGCUUCCACAAGUGAGUUCAUCCAGUGAUGACCAAGUCAACACUUUUAGGUACUGCACCCCACUCUAUAAUACAGCAGCAGUGACAGCUGACCUCACUUCACUGAUACCGAUUUGGCACCAUAAACAGUCCUGCUAGUAAGGAGUUGCAGUAGACAAUGCAUGAUAUUACAGUAGCCUCUACUUGGAGCUUCAUACCAUUUUAACAGCUGAGAUCCAAGUGGAGGUCCAACUUCAAGCAACUGAUAUCCAGUUGAGCAGGAACUUCAGGAGCUCCAUGUCUGCAGAGUGUCUGCAGCAGGGUCUUUCUCCUAGCACCCUGGGGGUCCACCUGUAUAUAAGCUGAAUGAUUGAAUCAAAAGUUCAAAAUUCUGUGUUUGUUUUUUUAUCUGAUGUCUUUUUUCUCAACAGGAUUCUUCUCUCCUUUGCCUCCAAAUUAAAAAUCUCCCUGAACCACUUCAUCCAAGAUGACAUCAACACAUAUUAUUUUGUGAAUGGAGUCCUGCAGAAAACCUAUGCGGUGGAAGACAACCCAGAUAUCCUAAACUACAACCUGAAUGAAAGAGAGAGAGGAAAGUCGGCGGCUAAGCUCUUCAGUGAGACGCUCUGGAAGGUUUGUGUACAUUUCAGGGUCUGUUAACUAUCAUUAUUACUUUUGUACAUGUCAGCAUGUUUAUUGCAUAGACUAGAGAUAUAGAUGUCUUUUAAAUGUCACACUUCAGGUGAGGGAAGACUUGCAGGUGAUGGGCUGCAGUGCCAUGCUGGAUAAAUAUGAUUCCUACACAGUGAAGGUAAGGAUGAAAUUGUAUUUCCACUCACUUUGAAUCUAAAUGAGAAAUAUUACUGUAACAAUGACGGUUAACACUUCUCUGAUCAUAGGAAUACCUGGUGAAGGAAGGGAACUUGAGCCGUGGUGCUUUGAGGAUGGUGGGAGACCUCUUGAAUGAAAACAGUCUCUUCUACACAUCACUGAUAGAGAUGCUUUACAUUCAGUCUGACAUCAACGACAACACAGAGUGAGGAAUACUGAUUUGAUCUCUUUACUAUUUGUCUAGUCACUUGUCUCAAUUGUGUCCUUAUGUUGUCCUAACUCACAUUGUAGUCGUAUAUUGGCUUGACUUUUUUUCACAGUAAGAGGAGGUGAGAGUGAGUUGUUCAUAUUUACUGUGUAAACAGACUAGCACUUUGAUUAUAAGAUUGUUUUGGCUGUUUUCCUCCAGAUAUUUCGAGGUGACUGAUGGCUUUGACCACCUCCCGCGAGCUUUUUACCAGCUGUUAAACGCCACAAUCCUCCUAAACUCCAAAGUCAAGCUCAUCAACCAAACAAGUGGCAGCAAUGUGACCAUAACAUUUCAGGACUGGCGUAACUCAGACUCUGUGGUCAACCUCACAGUAGACUACGCUCUGGUUACAUCCUCAGCCAAGGCCACCGUCUUCAUUGACUUCCAGCCUCCUCUUUCUGGAAACAAGAUGGAGGCCCUCCGCUCGGUUCAUUAUGCCAGCUCCACCAAAGUGAUCCUCAGCUUCAGUCAGAGAUUCUGGGAGAAAGAGGGCAUCAGAGGAGGGAAGAGUGUCACGGACCGGCCGUCCCGCUUUAUCUACUACCCUAGCCACAGCUUCCCUGGCACGGAUGCAGGAGCCCUUCUUGCAUCCUACACCUGCUCUGAUGACUCCACCCUCUUCCAGGGUUUGAGUGAUGACGAGCUGAUGGCCGUGGCACUGGAGGACUUGGUAAAGAUCCAUGGAGAAGACAUUCGGCCUCUGUGUACAGGAGGACUGGUAAAGAAGUGGGGUUUGGAUCCUUAUAGUCUGGGAGCUUUUGCUCUGUUCACUCCGUACCAGCAGGGACACUACGCCAGGGAACUGUUCCAGGGCGAGGGGCGGGUGCACUUCGCGGGGGAACACACAGCGACUCCACACGGGUGGAUAGAGACCGCUAUGAAGUCUGCACUCAGGGCAGCGAAGAAUAUAAAUAGCCUUACACUUUAGGAUAUUUAUAACAAAUAUCUGUGUUUACAUAUACUGUAUGGUCUUUCAUGUUCAGUCUUUAGGGGUUUGUUCGAUUUCCCAGAAUACUUUGUGUUCCAACAAUUGGAACCAG
Molecule: messenger RNA, 5611 nt
Organism: Xyrichtys novacula (pearly razorfish)
Lineage: Eukaryota; Metazoa; Chordata; Actinopteri; Labriformes; Labridae
Source: the annotation of a GenBank genome assembly